CGGACAGUGCUCCCGGCCAGCUUCCUGAUCCUGCCAGACCAUCUGCCCCAGGCUCAGAGCUGCUCCACAGGCAUCAUGAGGAGUGCCCUGCUGUUUGCAGUUAUCCUAGCCCUCAGCUUGGCUCGGAGUUUUGGGGCGGUCUGUGAGGAGUCACAGGAACAGGUGGUGCCUGGUGGGAGCCACAGCAAGAAGGACUCGAAUCUCUACCAGCUGCCCCCGUCGUUGCUCCGGAGACUCUAUGACAGCCGCUCAGUCUCCCUGGAUGGAUUGCUCAAAGUGCUGAGCAAGGCUAGCGUGGGUCCUAAGGAGUCGUCACUUCCCCAGAAACGUGACAUGCAUGACUUCUUUGUGGGUCUCAUGGGCAAGAGGAACAUCCAGGCAGGUAGGAACAUGUGGAGGUCGGUGGAAGGGCUAGGGUGCUGGCAAAGAUGUAGCAGAAGUCAGCUGCUUCGUAUUUGUCACCAGAGGGAAAGACAGGACUUUUCUUAGCUACAGUGAGGGUUCCUCCGCCCCUUCUACCCAAUCGGCUUGGGUCCACAGUCCAGCCCUCCCCGGGAGCACAGGACGGAGACCUUUAUAAGAUAGUCCUGCUGCAGCUGGGAGGGGGUCACGCAAGCUCUGCUUCUCCCCCGCCCCCCGCCCCCAUCUCCCAAACAGAGCAUCCCUCUACUUCCCAACUCUGUCUUCCAAAGCUGUCCUUCAUAGCCAGCCCUUUGCUAUUGGGUCAGGGUGAAGGUCAUAUGCAGAAAAAUCCCUCCUAACUACACUGUUUAC
Molecule: messenger RNA, 774 nt
Organism: Physeter macrocephalus (sperm whale)
Lineage: Eukaryota; Metazoa; Chordata; Mammalia; Artiodactyla; Physeteridae
Gene: TAC3
Product: tachykinin precursor 3
Exons: 5
Coding region: 76-489 (137 amino acids)
Biological process (GO): tachykinin receptor signaling pathway; positive regulation of blood pressure
Source: RefSeq, a predicted model, not a curated record